AUGUUCCAGGCUACUCCGUGCAGCUUCCUGAAGUUCAUACUGCUGCUUGCAAUGCGUGGCUCGAAGGCAGUAGCUGCCUCUCCUAAUGCCUCACCGCUGCUCAACCCCAACUGGGGAAAUGCAGACAGCCUGUUGCACUUGUACACGUCCACAGCGAGAAGCAGCUUCCACCUACAAAUGAACCCCAAUGGAGACGUGGAUGGAAGCCCUUCCCAAACAAUUUACAGUGCCUUAAUGAUCAAAUCUGAAGGUGCAGGAUAUGUAGUGAUAAACGGUGUGAAAAGUGGACGAUUUCUCUGUAUGGACAUUAAUGGGAAUAUCUAUGGAUCGCAUUUCUUCAGUUAUGAGGACUGUACUUUCAAACAUUGGACCCUGGAAAAUGGUUAUGAUGUCUACCAGUCUCCCAAGUACAAUUAUCUGGUCAGCCUAGGAAAAGCUAAGCAACCUCUUUUCCCCAGGAUGAAUCCACCACCUUACUCCCAGUUUUUGACCAGAAGAAAUGAAAUUCCUUUAGUCCAAUUCAACACACCAAAACCCCACAGGUAUACCCGAGAUACCAAUGCUGAUCCUUGUGACAGUAUCAAAUCAGCUGAAAAUGGUUCUAAAGACAACCCAACGUCUCAACAAUUCACAUAUCACAGUUUAGCCAAUUCAAACAGUGAAGAUAGAGACCCAAACAGUGCAACACUCAGCAGAAGAUUUUUGAAUCCUAGGACUGAUAUCAGAACCUGA
Elgaria multicarinata webbii is the source of this 732-nucleotide messenger RNA. It is a transcript of the gene FGF23, whose product is annotated as fibroblast growth factor 23. Gene Ontology annotation, cellular component: cytoplasm. The transcript is spliced from 3 exons. The coding region runs from base 1 to 732 and encodes 243 amino acids. The record is from RefSeq and is a predicted model, not a curated record. Gene Ontology annotation, biological process: cell differentiation; regulation of cell migration; positive regulation of cell population proliferation. Gene Ontology annotation, molecular function: type 1 fibroblast growth factor receptor binding; growth factor activity. Lineage: Eukaryota; Metazoa; Chordata; Lepidosauria; Squamata; Anguidae.